This is a messenger RNA of Prosopis cineraria, 492 nucleotides long. RefSeq names its product probable nucleolar protein 5-1. The transcript has 4 exons. Gene Ontology annotation, cellular component: box C/D methylation guide snoRNP complex; small-subunit processome. Gene Ontology annotation, molecular function: snoRNA binding. Lineage: Eukaryota; Viridiplantae; Streptophyta; Magnoliopsida; Fabales; Fabaceae. The coding region runs from base 1 to 492 and encodes 163 amino acids. The record is from RefSeq and is a predicted model, not a curated record.
AUGAAUACUAUUACACCUAAUUUGACUGCUCUUGUUGGGAAGCUUGUUGGUGCUCGCCUUAUUGCCUAUGGUGGUAGCUUCCUCAAUCUUGUAAAGAUGCCAGGGAGUACUGGUAAAAUUUCUCGAUCACUUGCUGCAAAGACAGCAUUGGCGAUUAUGGAAGAUGCUCUUAGACAUGGUCAACAUAAUUCAAUAGGAUUGGAAAACAGAGCCAAGCUUGAAGCACGCCUAAGGAGUCUUGAAGGCAAUGAACUAGGUAGACUUGUCGGUUCAACUAAAGGAAAGCCAAAGAUAGAAAGCUAUGAUAAAGAUUGGAAGAAGGAAGUUGGAGGCUUCCUUCAUUUUCUAUCUCCUCACGGUGCGUCUAUGGAUAAAGAAAUGCAAGAGCUUCUUGUUGCUGAAGAAAAGAAAGAAAAGAAGAAAAAGAAGAAAGAGAGAAAUGGGGACGACGAUGCUGCUCUACAAGCUGAUGCUGGCAAGGAAUCAGAUUAA